UCUAAUUGCAUCGUCAAGUUUCAAUCGUGUACCGUUCACUCAGACGCCAUCUAGAGUUUCGCCUAAUGUAAAAAUAUUUUCAGUCGACAUUAGAUAAUUCAACAACGUGGCUUUCUUUAAAAUAUUUUGUUAUCGGUGCUUCUAACGGUUUACAUUUGCGCCCUUCCACUUUGGUUCAUUUCUCCUGCUAUAACCCAGAAGAAAAGGGUCAGACAUGGACAGCAACAGAAAGAAGGUGAAAUUUAACUGGCUGAAUACCGUCUUCAGUUCAGCACGUGCCCAAAGGGGAGAUGAGGGCUCAAGCACACCUUCUCCCUGCAAAACCCCCCAAAACAAACCGACGACACUUCCCCCUGCCGACUCCCCCGGAUCAGAGAGUUUUGGAGCACUCUCUCUGAACACCCCUAAGAGAAAAUUAGAGCUCUCUGGUGAAAGUCUGCCCUCUGCAGGCAAAGUCAAGUUGAGGAAGCUCUCUGAGGAUGAUUUUACAACACAAGUGGAUUUGCCUACAAACAAGUCACCCAAGCACCUGGAGUCGCCAAAGAGUCAAGAAGUAGUUAAACCUUCGUCUCACACUUUCAUCCUGAAAAAAAAGGAGAGGACACCUGAGGAGGGAUCGAGGGCUAUCUGCAGGAUGGCAUUAAUGGCAGCCAUUAGCAAUAAAAAAACAGAUCUCUGCACAGCUGAAAGGCUUUUGGCCGACACUGAGAGUGACUCUAAGCCCUCUGUAUCCUCUCCUGUUGAACCUGAAGAACCCAGUCCACCGUCUCUGGACAGAACAGAUUUGGAAACCUGCUGCUUUUCAAGUAAUCCGGAAGAAUUUGAAGAUAUUGUUCCUCUAGAAGAGGAUCACAGUUCUCCAGUGCGGACCUUUGGGGACACACAAUCCAAAGAAAGCGACUCCGUUUAUGUUGAGACCACCACUCACAGGAAGUUGUUUACUCCAGAAAGGUAUCCAGAAGUAGAGGAUCAUGACUCGCCCAUCCGUUUGCUGGAAUUGAUUCCAGAUUCUUUGCCUAGUUUCAUGUUUUGCCAGAAGAACCUGCUUCUCCAGACUGUCCAAGAAGCUAAAACAUCAACAUCGGUUCCUGUUUUCUCCACUACUGAAGCUUCUGAGCCAAGUCAGGCAGUUGCAGAGGAUGACGAGCAGCAUUUCUCCCCAUCACAGAGGACGUUUUUUUUCUCAUUCAAGCAGCCCAACCCACCAACCAGAUCUUCCUUAAACUCUCUCCAAGCCAAGACACCGAACGUCUCCUCAUCCUUCAUGGCCCACUCACUGGAUCCCUUUUCUCUGCCUUUACUCUCAAACAGAGGAGGAUCUUGCUCUUCUUUGGCACCACGCAGGCAAAGUGAGGGGUACUCCUCCAUGUGUCGCUCCCCUCACUCCUUAACCCCCAGUUCUGCUCCUACAAGAAGAUUGUCCCUGGGUGCUGAACCGUUGUGGACCAGUUACCCCGACUAUAACAGUCGUACUGGUUUCAUCGACACACAUUGCCAUCUAGACAUGCUCUAUGGGAAACUUGGCUUCAGAGGCACAUUCGGCUACUUUCGACAGCUUUACAAGAAGAGCUUCAGUCCGGAGUUUCGAGGCUGUAUUACAGACUUUUGCAACCCUAGACUGAUGGUGAAGGAGGACCUGUGGGAAGGCUUGCUGGGUGAAGACAUGGUCUGGGGGGCAUUCGGCUGCCACCCUCAUUUCGCCAACAAUUACUCCAAUUUUCAGGAGCACAGUAUAAUGAAGGCAAUGAGACACCCAAAAGCUGUGGCGUUUGGUGAAAUGGGGCUGGACUACUCUCACAAAAACUCAACAGACGCUUCAAAGCAGAAACAGGUGUUUGAGCGUCAGCUGAACCUGGCUGUGGGCAUGCAGAAACCUCUGGUGAUCCACUGCAGGGAUGCGGAUGACGACCUGCUGGCUAUCAUGAAGAAGUGUGUUCCCAGAGAGUACAAAAUCCACAGGCACUGCUUCACCAACAGUUACUCGGUGAUCGAGCCCUUCCUGACGGAGUUCCCCAACUUAUAUGUGGGCUUCACCGCUCUAAUCACCUACAGCAGUGCCACCGAGGCUCGAAACGCCGUCCGCAAGAUUCCUCUGAACCGCAUCGUCUUGGAGACGGACGCACCGUACUUCCUGCCAAGACAGGUUGGUAAAAACAUCUGCCGGUUUUCACACCCUGGAAUGGGCAUCCACACUCUGCACGAGCUGAGCUGGCUGAAAGGGGAAGAUGAAGCCAUGGUCCUCAGCACCAUCCGAAACAACACGACCCAGCUCUACGGCAUAUGAUCUGCAGACAAAAUGCAUUUCAAAACAAUACAAUCAGUUCAUUGAAUAUCCUUUGCAGUUUUUUGUGUAAGGUUUUAUUACUUAAGGGUUGAAGGAGCAGUUUUAUAUUAAACAAUCAAAAAUGCUCAAAACUUGUUAAAAUCCUGUUUCCUGAUUAUGUUUUUAGUCUGUGUUGUUUCAAAUAAGUCAGAAGCUGUUUCAUAUUCUUAGUCUGUUUCUGUCGCCUGAUAUUCCUGUUCGGGUGUAUUCUCUUGUCCUGCUGCUGGGCAUUUUAGUUUGGUUUGAUGUGCAUUAAGCCUUUUGCAGCUCAUGGUUAUUUGCCAGGUGUGUUCAGGUGAAUUAUUAAUUCAUGCAGGUUGAAAGAGUGUGUACAGAGUCAAACACGAGUGUGUGAAAUCACCACCACUGCAGAAAGGCAGCACCACGUCAGGUCCAUUAGCCUGCUUCAGGACCUCCAUCUUCAUCCCACACACACAUUUGGACUCAAGUGCUUUUUAUUCAGAGAAUGUUAUUCCUGUGACAUUUUCAGUUAGUUUGUUGGUCAUAGAAUUAUUAGUUUUUACGUCGAUGUGUUUCCCGCAGAGAAAAUGUACGUUGAAACCCGUUUUGCCAGGUCCCUGAGAAAACCUCAUUUAAACUGAAGAAUGCAGGUCAGCACUCACACUCAGUUUAAAGCUUCAGUAAAAAUAAAGAUGGACAUCA
This is a messenger RNA of Nothobranchius furzeri (turquoise killifish), 2986 nucleotides long. It is a transcript of the gene tatdn2, whose product is annotated as TatD DNase domain containing 2. The record is from RefSeq and is a predicted model, not a curated record. Gene Ontology annotation, molecular function: hydrolase activity, acting on ester bonds. NCBI's taxonomy places the organism in Eukaryota, Metazoa, Chordata, Actinopteri, Cyprinodontiformes, Nothobranchiidae.